UGGAGAUGGAGUAAAAUCAAAAGUAGAUCUAAUCCAAAAUCCAAAACAUAGUUGCAGCAUAAACCUCAUUUCAUUGCCUUCGUAUUCCAACCGUUUGAAUGUCAUUUUCGGCGUUAAAUUACGGCGGUGCUAUCACUCUUUCCCCUUCGUCCAACAAUUUGUGUUUUCCAAUUCCCAAUUUCAAUCGUCGCCGAUUACAUCACAAUCACAAUAUUGUUGUUAAUGUUUCUUCAUUUCAAUCACCAUCAUCCGUUGUCAAAUUCGGUAAGAUGUUAACUUCCCUUGUUAGAAACAAGCAGUUUCACACUGCUAUUUCCCUCUCUAAUCAAAUGGAACUCAUUGGAAUUCAACCUAACAUUGUUGCUUUGAACAUCUUAAUCAAUUGUUUCUGCCAACUUGGUCAACUCAAUUUUGCAUUUUCUGUAUUGGCAAAAAUUCUAAAGCUAGGUUAUCAGCCUGAUACAAUAACAAUGAAUACACUUAUCAAAGGCAUGUGUCUUAGUGGUCAGGUUAAGAAAGCAUUGGAUUUUCAUGAUGACGUUAUAGCAAAAGGAUUUCACCUUGAUCAAAUUAGUUAUGGUAUCUUGAUUAAUGGGUUAUGUAAAAAAGGAGAAACAACAGCUGCCCUGCAGUUGGUUACAAGGAUUGAAGCGUUAAUGGUUAAACCGGACGUGGUAAUGUACAGCACGGUCAUUCAUAGUCUUUGCAAGGAUAAUCUUGUGAGUGAUGCCUUUCAUUUAUAUUCUCAAAUGAUUGUCAAGAAUAUUUAUCCUGAUGUUGUCACUUACAAUAAUUUAAUAUAUGGUCUUAGCAUUGUGGGUCAAUUUAAAGAAGCUGUUGGUUUGUUAAAUGAAAUGUUGUUGAAAAACAUCGGCCCAGAUGUUUUUACGUUUAAUACACUGAUGGAUGGUUUAUCCAAGGAAGGAGAGGUAAGAAAGGUUAGAAAUGUGUUAGCUGUUAUGAUAAAACAAGGUGUGAAACCAAAUGUUGUUACUUAUAAUUCUUUAAUGGAUGGGUAUUUCUCGGUUAACGAAGUAAACAAGGCCAUAUAUGUGUUCAACGCUAUUGCUCGAACGGAAGUGAAACCAAAUGUUCGUAGUUACAAUAUCAUGAUUAAUGGAUUUUGCAAGAAUAAAAUGGUAGAUGAAGCCAUGAAUCUUCUUGAUGAGAUGCAUGAUAGAGCCCUACCUGCUAAUGUGAUCACUUACAAUUCUAUAUUGGAUGCUUUGUGCAAAAGCCAGCAGAUUGACAAAGCAAUUGAAUUAUUAGCGAAGAUCAAAGUCCAAGGAAUUCAGCUAGAUAGGAUUACAUACAGUAUACUUGUCGAUGGACUAUUCGAAAAUGGAAGAUUUAAGGAUGCGCUAGAUAUUUAUCAGGAUCUUUUGAUUAAAGGCUACCAUUUGGAAGUGAAGAUGUAUACUAAGAUGAUGCUAGAAAGCUGGAGCAAGAUUGACCAAAGGGUUGCGACAAAGGAAGCGCUGAUCCAUUCUUUGAUGGUAUUAUGAUAGUCCUUCCAUGAUCGCUGGUUUUUGCACACAUAUUUGAUGCUGGAAUGGUUGGUCUCUUAUAUAAUUUGAGGCUAUUAGAUAAACCAUUAAUUUGUUUGGCUUUCUUGUGGGGUUUGCAUGCAUUUACUUUAUUUUUUUUAAUUACUUUAUUCCACAUUUUAAUUGGAGAGUUUGUAAUUCACUUAAACUCUUUGAAGUAUGCACUUUUAAAGAUUACACUGUUUGGAAAGUUUUUGCAUUAGUUUUCUGUUUCUAAAUAAACUGUUGCAUAUUGUUAUUGUUCAUGAUUGAUUUUUUGUAGAUGUAUACGUCUUUUUUGGUUUUGCAAUUUUGGCUCCUCAUAUAUUUCAGAAAAAUGAAUUGUGUGCUAUAUUUUGUUACCCUAUGAUGUACAAAUAGACUAUUGACACUAGUAGAAAAAUGACUUUUGGCUAAGAGAUUCCACUACUGGUAUGUGAAUACCAGUAGUUAAAACCAUUUGACCAAAGGAUUCCACUACUGAUAUUUGAAUAUCAGUAGUGAAAAGUUCAUAGACAAGGGAUUUCACUACCGGUUUUCUUAAAUCAGUAGUGAAAAGUAGACACGGUGGCAAUGUUGUAAUUACGUUGAAAUUUGUUUUAAUUGGAUUUCACUACUGAUUUGGUCUUCAACCGUAGUGGAAUCCCUAUUAGUGUUCAUCAUAUUGUUCAUUCAUUCAUUCCCAAUCCCUAACAUAUAUGUUACGCGAAGCCAAAACGAGAACGAAAUUCCCAAAUCGCCAAAUCCCUAAAAAUCAAAACACUCACUCCAAGUUCUUCAAUCAUUCUCCAAUCUCUUCACCUUAAAUUACUCGAUCCAAUCAUGUAAUCGUCCCAUCGAGAGAAGCAUCGAACCCUAGAUCGGCCGACCCUGCGAGAGAAGUCCACCCAGCUUGACGCGAGAGAUCUAGUCGGUUUUUGGAGUUUUGAUUUCGCCAAAGCUUGACGCGAAACCCUAGACGGCCACCCAGCUUUCAUUCGAGAAAGGUGAUAACAAAACUCUAGAUCUAAGUCGAUUUUAGUCGUCCUGUAAAUUUUUGUGCGUCCGUCUACUUUCUGCAAUUUUUUACUCUGCGCGCAUUUCAGUUUAUGUUUCAAUCUGGUUUCAAGAAUCUCUUGUUUGUCCAAUUAAUUUUGAUCAACUGUUUCUUAUCAAAGGGAGUUUGUCGGCGAGUCCAUAUUUGAAAUGAAGACAAUAUCAUAAUUUUGUCGGUCUGAACAUAUGCAAUUCAGUUUUAUGGUUUGGGAUUUCACGUAAUAAGCCCAAUGGUGACCGUAUUCUUUUGGUGAAUAAGUUAGCCUGACUUUCACCCUCACCGAAUUUGUGUCAUUGGUAAUUCAAUAUAAACGUCGAGUGUCUUGAGCUCCUUCACUCACAUGUUAAUGAUUCCAGUCCUUGUGAAACCAGCUUUCAUCAUUCAUAAAUAAAUUAUGUAAAAUUUUUAUUUUGAUUAAGUUUUGGGGGAAUAUAUAUUUCUGCCUACCCAAAAAAUCUACAUAUAAUAUUGAAUUGCAAGUUAUUUUGAGCACAAAAUAUCUGAUUAAAAUAGCACUAAAGGCUUCUCUAUUAAAAAUUCUAAACUUUUAAGUUGGGCUUACUGUGAUAGCAGCAAGCCAGGCCGUUCUACUACAAGCAGAAUAUGCAGAGAAUAUAAUCGCUCAAACGGGACUCAAGAAGCCAUCAGACGUUAUAUUGAAUAAAGUGGCUGAAGAGCUUUUCCAAGAGUUUCGAAGUACAGGUGCUAAUAUAUCACAGCCCUUUUUCAAGAAGGCCCAUAGAUGGUAAGUAAAUCUGACUUUUCAAGAAGGCCCUUUUUCAAGAAGGCCCAUAGAUGGUAAGUAAAUCUGACUUUUCUGCGAUUUCACAUGUCAUGGACAUAUAUAAUAUUUCUAGCGUUACAUUCGAUUGUUAGAUAGAGCCUUGAGACCCGAGAGAACUAUCUCAAGUUCUAGAUUAUAGCUUAUGUAGCACCGACACCUCACAUGAACCUCCUUGUUGAUCCUGCUACAGCAGAUUAAGUAACGAGCUAAGCAAAACUAAAAAUUUACUAGGUUAGUGUUGAGCCGAUGAAACAAAUUUUUGCUCAAGAUUUUGGCUUUUUAUUAACUGCUGGACCCAUUUUCCAAAACUUAGAAAUCGUAGUUGAGCACAAGCUGAAAGGAUUUAGGAGAAAAUUCAGUCGGCUGCCAUUUUGUGAAAAAGAGAGAUAUCAGUCCUUGUUAAACCAUUCUGCACAUAACCUGAAAUUACAGUGUUCCAAAGAGAGAAGUUGGUGGAAUCAAGCCAACAUCUGUUCUUGAACUGACUUUCUCACCAAUAACAACCAACUCUCUUAAAACCUUAACAGAACAUUCAGUCUCACCACUGAAAGUAUUUCCCGAUAUCAUAGCAUUUAAGCUAUAAAAUCUGGAUUACUAACCAUCCUGAAUAACCUUGCUGUGUUGCAGGUUAGUUUUUGUUUGUUGCAGAUUAGUUUUCGUUAUUCGGUUACUUAACCUGUUGUAGCAGGUUAAACAAAGAGGUCCAUGUUUUGGACUAGGAGCAUGUUAAGAUAAUAAUAAUUAACCCCUUUCUUUACAAUGUUUUGGUUGAUCGUUGCUUAGUAUUUGAUGUAUAUUUAGGCCUUGUUUGGAUAGUUAAGCGCUUAUCAUAUCAUAUAAGUACUUAUGUUUACGCAUUUCUUUAACAAAAGAUAAUUCUUUCGCGGGGUGGGUGAGGGGGGAGUGUUUGGGAGAUAAACCAUUUGUCUCCCUGUCCAUCAACUUAAGCUUUUGGAGAGUUUGUACUGUGAAUGGUUUUUUGUUUUGGGUGGGGGAAGGAGUAAGGAAUUGAUGUACAAUGGGACACACUAACUUGAUGAUUAGUAUGACUGUCUUUAUGCUAGUAAUUUUAGUUUCGUACUGGUGUGAUACACUGGUAAAAGCCAAUCUAACUUCAUGAUUGCACACUGACGUUCUUUCUAACUUGAUGAUAAUUUUUGUUGACAAGAUUAUAAAUUUAUCACAAUUGACUUUCUAUUAACAUGUUAAUGUCUUAAUUAAUGAAAUGAACAGGAAGGACCUGAAGUUUUAAAAAGGUCUAUGGCUACACCAUUGCCUGUAUUGUACGUGGACGAUGGAAAAGCAGUUUUACGCUUCUCUGAAAUUUUUGGUAUUCAGGAACCUCCUCGAAAGGGAGAGAAGAAAGAGCGUCGGCAUUCCACUCCUAGAGAUAGAUACAAGUCUUUGGAUUUAUCUGAUGAUAUUGUAGAAGAGGACGAAGAGGAGUUCCUUAAAAGCUUCUCUCAAAGUCUCACACUUAGUAAACAGGUUUGGAUGGAGAUAUGUUGCUAAUGACAAACACUAUUCAAAUCGAAAAACUUCUCAGCAACUGAAAUCAAACUCAAAAAAACGCUCAGCUCAUGGUGUCAAAAUUUUUCAUUCGCAACCUGCACUGAAACUGCAGACCAUGAAAUUGAAGUUGAGCAAUAAAGAUAUUGCAAAUUUUCACCGGCCUAGAGCACUAUGGUAUCCCCAUGACAACGAGGUGGCCGUUAAACAACAAGGGAAAUUACCAACACAAGGAUCCAUGAAAAUUAUUAUGAAAAGCUUGGGUGGCAAAGGGUGUAAAUUGCAUGUUGGUGCUGAAGAAACUCUCUCUUCUGUUAAAGCAAAAGCUUCCAAAAAGCUAGGUUGUCAAUUUUUCUUCUCUUUUCUGUUGUAAAAUUUCUUAUUUCAAUAAUAAAAUAUAUAAGCUGUAA
This is a messenger RNA of Trifolium pratense (red clover), 5265 nucleotides long. RefSeq names its product putative pentatricopeptide repeat-containing protein At1g12700, mitochondrial. Lineage: Eukaryota; Viridiplantae; Streptophyta; Magnoliopsida; Fabales; Fabaceae. The coding region runs from base 99 to 1505 and encodes 468 amino acids. Gene Ontology annotation, molecular function: protein binding. The record is from RefSeq and is a predicted model, not a curated record. The transcript has 5 exons.